Cylindrotheca closterium is the source of this 4215-nucleotide messenger RNA. The record is from the annotation of a GenBank genome assembly. NCBI's taxonomy places the organism in Eukaryota, Bacillariophyta, Bacillariophyceae, Bacillariales, Bacillariaceae.
AUGACAGCUUCUAACUCAGGAUCUUCGCAAUCCACUUCCGGCACAAGGCAUUCAAAGUCUAAAAGUAGCCGCGAAUUAGGAGGAAGCAAAUCAAGACGUUCGUCGCAUUCGCGCUCCAAAUCUCGUUCCAAGAAUGUGAAGUCUCCUGACAUUGAUGAUCUUGUUGUGGGACAAAGCCCUCAGUAUCAUCGUCGCAGCUCAAGCUCAAGCAAAAUUAGAAGCAGCAAGUCGGACGGUAAUCUUGCAGGCAGUAAACACUCCUCUCCUCACCGCCGGAGAUCUAGUCGAAAGUCCUUAAGGAGGAGCAAGACAUCAAGGAGGAUGUCUUCUAGCUCGCACUCGAAAGCCAAACAUGUUGUGUCGGACAACGACGAUGAAGACUUGUCGGAUGACGAUCUCGCAGUGGAAACCCCAGAGUUUUACCGAUCCGCGGAUAUCGACAAGGAAUCCAAGCGUAAAUCAGACCAUGGACUUCGAAAGAAACUGGAUCAAGAGGCAAAGGGACGAGCUCGAUCAUCACACCAUUCCAAUAAUGGCGGGUUACUAUCCGAUUCCGAUGAGGAAGAGGAUGAUGAUGAGGAUGCAGCAAUGAAAUUGGCUGGUGCGAGAUACAGUAUGAAAUCAGGCCCAGGAGCAGUUCUCUCAAACCACAUGGAACUUAUUCCGAAGAGUAUUCAAUCGGAAAACAAUCGAACGGAACUUUCCUCCACUUCCACUCAUAAAAAGAAAAGCAAACGAAAGCACAGAAGAUCUGACAGAUCCCAAGGGAGUACUUCUCAUUCCUCGGAUCGCACUCCUCUUGAGGCGAUAGCUGCCCCCGAUGAGGACGAAAUCGAAGCUGCUCUUCGGCGAGGGAGAUCGGAAGGUCAGAAGGUCUUUGUGGCUAGCCCUGCACCCAAGGGCGACCGUAAAAGCCGAAAAUACAUGUACAUGUUCGGCGCUUUUGUGGUGUUCGUGAUUGCGGCAGGAGUCAUUACAUGGAUGGUGGUAUCCAAAGACUCGGGCGAUACGAUCAUAUAUCUAACCUACGAUCCACCCACUGAAGAAGAUUGUCUAGCAAUCUCAAAGGGGAUGGAAACCGAAGACCAAGGGGGAUUGAUACUGAAAACCUUUGGAGUAGAAUUGGAACUUUUAUUGGACUCUACAGUCAACAUGGAUUUGCUUAGAGCAGAGCUUCAACUGAAAAUGCAGCGAGACGUUCUGCCUGGGAUUGCUGGGUGUGAGCUACGAGCUCCUAGCAUCAUCCAAAACAACAUUUUCAUUGUUGAGAACGCUGUGCUCAACUUUGUCUCCAUUGGCGAUCCUGCAGCAUGCAACAAGAGUUCUAAAAAUGUCUGUUCUUCUGUUGAUUUGGAGUUUGAUGUCAUUUCGAAAGAUGACGACGUGGAAAAAGAGGUUAUGUUGGACCUAAUAACGGAUAUGUUUGACAAUGAAGGACUGCUGCGACUACUAUUCUUGGCUUCGCGUGUUGAUGAUAUCCAUUUCAUCAGAGCGUUUGAAAUUGUUUCAUCCAAAGCUCCGAGUUCAAGUCCGUCUGUCCAAGAGGCCUGUGAUGCCAUUGCCAAUGGGACUCCUGUCAUGGCACAGCAAGAUCAAUUGAUAGUUGUAAAAGGAUACGACAUCUUGAUGGAUGUCACUUUAGAUUCUGAGACUGAAGAUCUAUCGCCUCUCACUAUGACACUGGAAGAAGAGGUUCAGCGCAUCCUCAUGCCCUUGUUGGCUGGCUGCACAAUUGAACGUAGGCGUCUGCAAACUGAAAGCUCUAUUGUCACUGCGUUGGUCGAUGCUGAAGUUGGCGCUGUGGCUACUUGUUUGCAUGAUUCGGAGACUCCUUGUUAUCGUUUUGUCAUACACCUUGACAUCUAUGUCCGAAGUACGGCUUCCUCAGCUGAAUUUUUGGAAGAGGUUAUGGACUUGUUCCGCGAAGCACCGUUGGUAGAGCGGUUGGGGUUGCUAUCACCGUUUGAGAGAAUUACUGUUGUGGAAAUUGGGUCCGACGCUGCUUCUGAAAGUCCAACUGUCCCACCAACCCGAUUACCAUCAAUGAAUCCAACAAGGGCGCCAGUGAUAUAUCCAUCUACAGACGAGCCCACGUGGGCGCGGACAACAGCACCAAGCUCAUCGAAAAUAACCGAAGCCCCUGUCAAUGCACUGACGAGGUCUCCAACACAAAGUCCUACAAAGAGGCCAACUUCUGUUCCGACACUACAACCUGUAGUUGGUCCGACGUUGGAGCCAACGCCAUUCCCAGCCCCUGCCCCAACUCCACCGCCUACACCACUAUCGUCGGCUGAUCCGUCAUCCGAACCUUCUAUAUCACCAACAAUUGAGCCGUCGUCCUCACCCUCAUAUACGCCCUCGCUGGUACCAUCGCUGGAAACAUCUGCUGUACCUUCCGCUCAAUCUUCUAUUCCAUGUUUUCAGGGCAACACUGAGCUUUCAGAUGCAGUUGCUGACUGGUUCGGGGGUUCCCAGGCAUCGGUUGAGGCCGAAUAUGGAUUGAUGGGUGAUUGGUGUUUUGAUGCAGGUGUGUCAAAUAUGUCAGAGCUAUUCAAGAAUAGGGGCACGUUCAAUGAAGACAUUUCGAAUUGGGACGUUUCGUCUGUAUCUAAUAUGAACCAAAUGUUCUACAAUGCAGCAUCAUUCAAUCAAGACAUAUCAUCAUGGGUUACCUCAUCUGUCCUUCGGAUGGAGUUUAUGUUCAGUGGUGCAACGGCCUUCAAUCAAGACAUAUCACCAUGGGAUGUUUCUUCUGUCACUGAUAUGAGGGCGAUGUUUGAGAAAGCAUCGUUCUUCAAUCAAGAUUUGUCGUCAUGGGAUGUAUCUUCCGUCACUGCCAUGCAGUUCAUGUUCUGUGAGGCAUCUGCUUUCAAUGGAGACAUCUCAUCAUGGGACGUUUCUUCUGUAACUAAUAUGCAGUCCAUGCUGCGAAGCGCACCAUUGUUCAAUCGAGACUUGCCAUUGUGGGAUGUCUCUUCGGUCACAAAUAUGCAAUUUAUGUUUUACCUUGCAACAUCCUUCAAUGGAGACAUGGCAUCAUGGGACGUGUCUUCUGUCACGGAUAUGAAACGAAUGUUUUCCUAUGCAGCAUCCUUCAAUCAAGACAUAUCAUCAUGGGUUGUUUCAUCGGUGACAACCAUGGAGCGGAUGUUUGAAAAUGCACUAGCUUUCAAUCAAGACUUGUCGUCAUGGGAUGUUUCAACGGUCACGACGAUGUUGAAUAUGUUUUCGGAGGCGUCAUCUUUCAAUGGAGGCAUGGCAUCAUGGGAUGUGUCUUCUGUCACGGAUAUGAGACAAAUGUUUUACUACGCAACAUCCUUCAAUCGAGACGUAUCGUCAUGGGAUGUCUCUUCCGUCACUACAAUGAAUCAAAUGUUUUCCUAUGCAACUUCAUUCAACCAAAACUUGUCGUCGUGGGUUGUUUCAUUGGUUACAGACAUGGAGCAGAUGUUUCAAAGUGCAGCAGCUUUCAAUCAAGAUUUGUCAUCAUGGGAUGUUUCAUCUGUCAGGACGAUGUAUAACAUGUUUUCGGAGGCGUCAUCCUUCAAUGGAGACAUGGCAUCUUGGGAUGUGUCUUCUGUCGUGGACAUGAGACGUAUGUUUUUCCAUGCAACAUCCUUCAAUCAAGAUGUGUCAUCAUGGGUUGUUUCAUCGGUCUCAGACAUGGAGCGGAUGUUUCAAAAUGCAAAAGCUUUCAAUCAAGACUUGUCAUCAUGGGAUGUUUCAUCUGUCACAACUAUGGAGCGGAUGUUUCAACAUGCAGCAGCUUUCAAUCAAGACUUGUCAUCAUGGGAUGUUUCAUCCGUCACGACGAUGGUGAGUAUGUUUCCGGGGGCGUCAUCCUUCAAUGGAGACAUGGCAUCAUGGGAUGUGUCUUCUGUCACGGACAUGGGACAAAUGUUUUACUACGCAACAUCCUUCAAUCAAGACAUUUCAUCAUGGGAUGUUUCUUCCGUCACUGCAAUGAAUCAAAUGUUCAACGGUGCAACUUCCUUCAACCAGAACUUGUCAUCAUGGGAUGUUUCUUCUGUCACUGAUAUGGGGCGAAUGUUCCUCAAUGCGAACGCGUUCAACCAGAAUCUUUGUCCAUGGGGGGCACGUCUUCCCAGUACAGUCGACACUGUCGACACAUUUUCAUUGACCAGCUGUCCUUCACCAGGUAGCCCAAACCUCUCGUCGAGUCCACCAGGACCACUGUGCUAUGUUUGUGUCUAA